This is a messenger RNA of Gossypium raimondii (Peruvian cotton), 1870 nucleotides long. RefSeq names its product rho GTPase-activating protein 3. Gene Ontology annotation, biological process: signal transduction. Lineage: Eukaryota; Viridiplantae; Streptophyta; Magnoliopsida; Malvales; Malvaceae. The record is from RefSeq and is a predicted model, not a curated record. Gene Ontology annotation, molecular function: GTPase activator activity.
UACCAUUAUCCAGAAUCUGCAUUUCUAAGCAACCUCCGCCCCUUCUCUCCUCUCUUUUUUUCUUUUCAACCAAGCCCAACUCUUUUUUAUUAUUAUUUUAAUUACUUGCUAAAUUUCAUACCCUCCUUCACUUAACUUCUUCAUCUUACUGUUUUUAUUUUCUUCUUCUUAUAAUAAUAUUUAUAUGUUCCUUUCCUUCUCCCCUUUUCAAUUAAACAAGAGAGAGAGAGGGAGGACUCUGAAAGAUGACCGGCUUGUUCCGCUCCAAAUCUUGUGGACUCGUCGGGCUCACUGAGUUCAACCCUGCUCCGCCCAGUCCCUUCUUCAACCCAACCCAAACCAACAGCGUUGACGCCAAUGACGAUGAAGAAAAAAUGUUUGAUGAUGAAGACGAAGAAGAAGAAGAAAAUGGGUGUUACGGGAACCCCAUUGCUACGAGGGCGAGACGCGGGAACAGUGAUUCAACGUCGAAAGAAAAUAACCAGCUCCCGUUCAGGGAUAUUUUGACGGCGUUGUUAAGGAAGUCUCUGGUGACGUGUAGCGUGGAUACUGGUGACGUUUCUUCCAUGGAUAUUAGCUUGCCAACUGAAGUCAAACAUGUUUCUCACGUUACUUUCGACCGCUUUAAUGGUUUCCUGGGUUUGCCUAUCGAUCUACAGCCUGAUGUUCCCAGAAGGGUUCCAAGUGCCAGUGCAAGUGUUUUCGGGGUUUCUGCCAAGUCGAUGCAGUGUUCUUAUGAUGCAAGAGGGAACAGCGUGCCCACGAUUCUUCUUAUGAUGCAGAAGCGUUUGUACGCCGAAGGAGGCCUCAAGGCUGAAGGAAUAUUUCGAAUUAAUGCCGAUAAUACUCAAGAAGAGUAUGUUCGGAACAAGUUAAACAGAGGUGUAGUACCACGCGGAAUCGAUGUGCAUUGUUCGGCUGGUUUGAUAAAGGCAUGGCUUAGAGAACUUCCAAGCGGAGUUCUUGAUUCCCUCACACCAGAGCAGGUGAUGCACUGCAACACCGAAGAUGACUGCAUCCAACUUACAAGGUUAAUUCCGUCAACAGAAGCUGCCUUACUUGACUGGGCCAUCAACUUGAUGGCAGAUGUUGUGCAACACGAACAAUACAACAAAAUGGACGCCCGAAACAUCGCAAUGGUUUUUGCACCAAACAUGACUCAGAUGGCUGAUCCCUUGACGGCAUUGAUUCAUGCUGUUCAAGUAAUGAAUUUCCUAAAAACAUUGAUCUUGAAGACAUUACGAGAAAGGGAGGAGUUGGCUGCCAAGGGCAGGUCGCUCCCAUCGUACUCGGACUCACCUACUGCCAUAACUGGCAUUCAUACAGAAACCAUAAACAGUGGGGUACCUCAUGAUGAAGCUCUAGAUGGAAGUGCAUUAAAGGAACCUCAUACUGCUAAGUUCUUCCGGUCUGCCACUCUGAGUAGACUCGAAUGCAGUGCUUACGAUAAACUAUGGAGCUUUCAUACGAGUGAAAGAUGGGAAUUUGAAUACAUUUCAGGUAACAGCAUGCCAAAUGCGCACGAAAUAGGGAUGGGGACUGGUUUAGGUUAAGGAAAUGUGUAAGGUGGAUGAUGCAGGAGCCCUGUAAAUAGUAAAGGAUGGAGAAGGUGGGGCGUGGUAUGCCAAAACGUUAAAAUGUUGAUAUGGUGGUUAUUGAUGAUGAGAUGAUUGCUGGUAUUUCAUGAUUCUUAGUGUUUGAGCAAAAUUUGUAGCUUUUGGGAUUUGUUUGAAGGCACCAACUCGAGCUAUAGAUUAGUAUUUACUGAUUUAUGAAACUAAAAAAAAAACAGUUCUGAAUCUCCUUGUACUAGCUUACGAGUCGCAAUAAUUGUAUUGAAAAUUUGACAAUAAAUGAAUUUUUUAUACAA